Molecule: messenger RNA, 565 nt
Organism: Eremomyces bilateralis CBS 781.70
Lineage: Eukaryota; Fungi; Ascomycota; Dothideomycetes; Eremomycetales; Eremomycetaceae
Product: acyl carrier protein
Exons: 6
Coding region: 33-317 (94 amino acids)
Biological process (GO): fatty acid biosynthetic process
Cellular component (GO): mitochondrion
Molecular function (GO): acyl binding; acyl carrier activity
Source: RefSeq, a predicted model, not a curated record
CGCUACGACGAUUCGCCCCCGUGCAACAUCAGAUGGGUGUCCGGUUCUACUCGGCUGGGGGUGCAUUGGGUAAGGACGAGGUUGAGGGGAGGAUCAUGGAUCUUUUGAAGGGCUUUGAUAAGGUUACCAACCAGGAGAAGCUGACCCCCGCCGCUCACUUCGCCAACGACCUCGGACUGGAUUCUCUCGACACCGUUGAGGUGGUCAUGGCCAUCGAGGAGGAGUUUAGCAUUGAGAUACCAGAUAAGGAGGCUGAUAAGCUCCACAGCGUUCAACAAGCCGUGGAGUACAUCACAAGUCAGCCUGAUGCGCACUAAGCAGUCAAUGACAGGAAUGGUGGAAUAGUGAGUGAUUGAAGCAUUCGACUUCUGGGCUGGUUGCGUUCACCUCCGCUAUAUAGAAAAAGAGCAUGCAGUGCUGUGAGGCUGAAAUGGAGCAAAUGGGAGCAACAUAUGUAAUAUUACAGCUUAGGAAAACUGGUUUGUUAAAUCUGAAUUGCUUCUGAGACGGGACCAUGUCCUCCAUGAUAUUCUGACGCCUUCAUCCUCAUCGUCUUCAUCACAGG